AUCAGACGUCUUUGGAAAUCGCUCGAAGAACCAAGAAAUAGUGGUCCGCUGCGGUCAGCAAUAUAAUAAUCACUAUCGUUAUUACCGUACUGAGGACGAAAGAAACUGCAAACAUGAGCGCCUGCAAACUCGUCUUGUGUGUAUUUUUGGCAGCUACUCUGGCCCUUGCAACAGCUACACCAACCGGAUUUAUCGGAUUUAGCAGUGGUUACGGUGGUGGUUACGGCGGUGGUUAUGGCGGUGGAUCUUACGGUGGCUAUGGAGGUCACAGAGGAGGUUAUGACAGUUAUGGAAGCGGCUAUGGAGUAGGUGUUGGAAUUGGUUUCACUGGAGGUUACAGUGGCUACGGUCAACAAGGAUACGGUGGUCACGGCUACAAUGAUGGAUACGGUUACAAUAGCGGAUACGGCCAGCAGGGUGGAUACUAUGGUGGUAACCAGGGUUAUGGACAUGGUUACGGAAACGGCUACGGAAACAAUUACGGACACGGCUACGGACACGGACACUAUUAAUCAUACCAUAUUAUAUAAUAAUUAUAACACAAGCACAGCUCAACGUCCAUCUCAAUUUAAUUGAAUUAACUAUGUUUUUUCUGUAAAAUGUAUACCUAGACCUAACAGUUGUAUACAUAUUUAAUAAACUGAAGAUUUUUUUUUUAAUUUUAAUUUUACCUAUUUGAUUUUUAAAUUGAUAUAAAAUCUAGCUGCCAGAAAUUGCCUAGUGAUUCUUUAUAAUUCAUGUGUAAAUGAGCUCGAGAAUGUGAAUUAUUUUACUAAGUGGUUAAACAAUUAAGCCAAGCAGACAGGUAGUAUAGAUACCACAAGAACCUAAAUCAAUAUUAUUAUUAUUAUAAUAAAAUAUUAAUAUUAUUUUAAAUAAAUUAUUUACAGUCGUUAAA
Messenger RNA from Acyrthosiphon pisum (pea aphid), 898 nucleotides. RefSeq lists its product as uncharacterized. The record is from RefSeq and is marked predicted. NCBI's taxonomy places the organism in Eukaryota, Metazoa, Arthropoda, Insecta, Hemiptera, Aphididae.